UGGGAACUGAGCCACUAGCUCAGGCUUGGGUCCACAGCCUUCCACACAGAGAUUAAGUUUACAUCUGCUCUGGUCAAGGCACAGAGCAGGCCUGUACCUUCCUGGAAUAUACUGCUUGGGUGUGCCCUGUGGAUGAAGACACAGAAAGGGGUCUGAGCUGGUAGGACCAGGGAAGGCAAAGUGAAACCCAUGCCCUGAAUCUCCGAGGGAACCUUUGAAAAAGAUCUUCCCCUCCCUGCCAUCUCCUUAUUGUUUGCCAGCUGUGCCCUGCACAGGAAAGCUUUAAAGACCAGCAGAAAAAGAACAGUGAAAAGGACAAUGUAGUGAGAGUGCAGUGAGGUCUUGGGUAGGGAGCCCUUUGAAUCUUGUUUCUCACCCUUCCCUCUUCGUUGAUAGCUCUCUGACAGCCUUAGCAGGAACCUCCACCUGGCCACGAGCGCAGUGGCAUUUGGUGAGAGGGGAAUUACAUACAGUGUAUGCAACACGCUCGCUUUUUUUGUCGGGACCUUUGCUCUUUUUCCUGUCAUCUUUGAAACUCUUGCCUAGGUCCUCAUUCCCCAGGACACUGGGAAUCAGGCACUUGGUUCUGACAAACUGUUUAGAGUCCCUAGAAGUCCUUGUUUGUGUGUACCCUUCACCAGUCUCAGAAGAAGGUGGUCUCUGAGUCAGAAGGUGUCUGGUGGGCACAUGAAGUAAGGAGACCUUUUCAUUUGGGAGAAGAGUGGAGGAGAGUGAUGUAAUAGAUGGGGAGGAAAAAAAAAAAAGUGAGCCCAAGCGAGUGAGGGAAGAAGCAGUGGCAAGUGUUCAUGAGAGAGAAAAAAGGUGGAAGAAGGAAAAGGAAAGAGACAAGGGGAAAAAAAAGCAGAUGAAAAAGUUAGAACAAGGGGAACAAAUAUAAUCAAAUAGGAGGGAAAGGGAAGACUGGAAGCGAGACAGAGUUGACGGCUGUUCUGCCUGGCACCCGGUAGCAAUGCCUUGAGAAACCCUUCCAGCGUGCAAACACCUCAGAUUGCAGCAGCAGAUGAGGAGAGACGUGGCUCCCCCAGUGCAGAGUCCCACUCACCCUCUUACAAAAUCCCAGCAGCAGAGGCAGGGUGCAGUCUAGCAGGGGUGGCAGCAUGGGGGACUCUGAAUCAGAGUCCACCUUGCACAACAACUCACUGUGGUGGCUGGCAUGUGGGAUGUUAGCUCUGUUGGCCAACUCUUGGAUUAUCCUCAGCAUCACGGCCAAACAACAGAAACACAAGCCUCUGGAGCUGCUGCUGUGCUUCCUUGCUGGCACGCACAUCCUCAUGGCAGCAGUACCCCUCACCACCUAUGCCGUGGUGCAGCUGCGGCGCGAGUCCUCCGACUACGACUGGAACGAAAGCAUCUGCAAGGUCUUUGUCUCCACGUACUACACCCUGGCGCUGGCCACCUGCUUCACCGUGGCCUCCCUUUCCUACCACCGGAUGUGGAUGGUGAGGUGGCCCGUCAACUACCGCCUGAGCAACGCCAAGAAGCAGGCUCUGCACGCGGUCAUGGGGAUCUGGAUGGUGUCGUUCAUCCUCUCCACCCUGCCCUCCAUCGGCUGGCACAACAACGGCGAGCGCUACUAUGCCCGUGGCUGCCAGUUCAUUGUCAGCAAAAUAGGGCUGGGCUUCGGCGUCUGCUUUAGCCUCCUGCUGCUCGGAGGAAUCGUCAUGGGCUUGGUGUGCGUGGGUAUCACCUUCUACCAAACCCUGUGGGCGCACAGGAGGCGCCGGCGGUGCCGCCAUCAGAGAGCAGAAGAGGCGUCAUCCUGCUCUUCAUCAGCACACACCACUUUCAAUGUGCCAGCCAUUGUGGUGGAGGAUGUACGAGGCAAAAGGAGGUCUUCGCUGGACGGCUCCGAGUCAGCCAAGACCUCCUUGCAGAUGACCAACCUCAUAAGCGCCAUUGUCUUCCUGUAUGACACGCUCACUGGGGUGCCUAUCUUGGUCGUGAGCUUUUUCAGCCUGCGCUAUGAUACGGCCCCCACCUGGAUGGUUCUGGCUGUGCUCUGGUGUUCCAUGGUGCAGACCCUGCUGCUCCCCUCUUUCAUCUGGUCCUGCGAGCGCUACCGAGCAGAUCUCCGCACCGUGUGGGAGCAGUGUGUGGCUAUCAUGUCUGAGGAAGACACAGAGGAUGAUGGUGUAUGUGACGAUUUUGGCGAUGGCAGGAUCUGCAAAGUAAGAUUCGAUGCGAACGGCGCUGCAGCUGCAAAGCGGGACUCUCGAGACAUCAAGCUGCUACCCAUGCACCACAUGCUGUUGCCCCAGGACAAGGUGCACUACCUGCAGGUCCCUAUCUCACGGAGGAUGUCACAUGAUGAGACUAACAUCUUCUCCGCCCACCGCUCUGCUCCAUCCUUCCUACACAAGUGGUCUUCAUCUGACGACAUCCGCAUUUCCACCCCCCGCAAGCCUGGGGGCCCUGGUUUCUUGCCUCCCCAGCUGCAUGACUACCAGCACCGCCGGCGGCCCCCAGAAGAUGAGCUGACGACCCUACGGCAAUUUUUGGAGGGGGGGCUGUUGCCCCGGGGCUCCAGCUCUAGCGCCUGCUUCUUCCGAGACGAGAUCACCACGUUCAUCGACGAGACGCCGCAACCCACCCCAGCCUGCAGCCCACGGCACUCCCGUCUCCUGCUCGCAUCGCGCCGCGACCGCCGCCUCUCCCUCGGCAGCAGGGAGGAGGAGAAUUCCGACCGGCCGCGGCGCUGCUCCGUGCUCGGCAAUGAAGUCUGGCAUCUGCAGGACGGAGAGCAGGCGCCAUGUGAAAGGACCCUAGAGGCCUGCGAGCCACAGACCUGCCAGGACCCCAAACUAUGAGGGACAGCAUCAAAAACAUUCAGUGCCAUCACCGUUUUUAAAUAAAACUUCAAGCGUUCCCUUUGUCCCGGGACCCAAUCACUAAUUUGCAUUCUCAUCUUUCUCGCCAGCAGGCAGAAAAGAUGGCACCCCAUGCUGGUGGGGGAAAAGGAAGUGGGACAGAUCCGCAGAAGGGAGCACAAUGGACGGACAGACAGACAGCCUGUGCCUGCUCUCAGGUUACAAACACAUCCACCGCUGCCACCGCCAAAUGGCACCCUUGCCAGUCCUGUCCCUUUGUGAACUCCACCCUCGCAUCCGCUCUGCCCUAGGAGACAAGGCAGGCGCAGAAUGGUAUUAAAAUUCUAUAUUUGGAGUGUCAA
Hirundo rustica (Barn swallow) is the source of this 3190-nucleotide messenger RNA. RefSeq names its product G protein-coupled receptor 162 (gene GPR162). Gene Ontology annotation, molecular function: G protein-coupled receptor activity. The transcript is spliced from 5 exons. Bases 1119 to 2828 code for a protein of 569 amino acids. The record is from RefSeq and is a predicted model, not a curated record. Gene Ontology annotation, cellular component: membrane. Gene Ontology annotation, biological process: G protein-coupled receptor signaling pathway. NCBI's taxonomy places the organism in Eukaryota, Metazoa, Chordata, Aves, Passeriformes, Hirundinidae.